GGGCGUGUCCCGGCCGUUACAGCACCCUCCUGUUUUGUCCCACACACAGCAGAGCCGCCUGUCCUGGCACAAGUACGCACCUCCUCUCCUCUCCGGUGCAGCGCGCGGAGCUGAGAUCAAUCUGCCGGGGAGAGAGGGAUGAGGUCCCGGCAGGCAGCCGGGAAAGACCACUGGGGAAACAUGAAUGGAAGUAAUUUACAACUCUGACAGUCCUUCAAGGCGUAACAAGGUCAUAUGUUCGGACUUCUGAGCGUAGCCUAUUUAAAGUGGGAAGUGAUAAGCAGCGACGGGACAGAGAAUUUGUUUUUGGAUGAAUGUUUUGCUUCACUUUAUCCACUAGGCCUAAUUAAGGUUUAAGUCAACUUCAAAUGUGGUCAGAAAUCUAAAGACAUCUACUUUACUUUCGGAGUUGCCACAAACAGGCUGACAGAGAGGACAGUAGCCUGGGCUGAAGAAACUUUUUGUUCUCGGGGUUGAGCCAGAGAUGGAGCCGGAGGAGGGGAAGAUCUCUGUGUGGGUCUGCCGGGAGGAGAAGCUGGUCUCCGGACUGACGAAGCGAACCACCUGCGCCGACGUGGUCAGAGUCUUGCUGGAGGACCAGAACCUGCAGCAGGGCGCCUCGGCGGCGAUGCUGUCCGGCUCUCCGCAGUCCUACUGCGUGGUGGAGAAAUGGAGAGGCUUCGAGAGGAUUUUACCAAACAAGACCAAACUCCUCCGGCUGUGGAGCGCCUGGGGGGACGAGCAGGAGAAUGUCCGCUUCGUCCUGGUGAAGAACGAGGCUUCGUUACCCAACAACGGGCCUCGCAGCGCCGAGGCCCGGGUGGUCCAGAGCCGGGAGAGCGGCGGUCCGGGCGGGAUGCUCAAGGGCACCGCCAAGACCUGCUGGACCGCCGCGGCCGCUGCCGCUAACCUGUCCCAGGAGAAACAGAGGCGCAUAGUCAGGAAGGCUUUCAGGAAGUUGGAUAAGAUGAACAAAAAGAAAGAGCAGACUGUUUCUAAAGAUAAAGGCUCCGUGGAGAAGAUGGAGACGCUGGUUCACCUGGUGAUCUCCCAGGACCACACCAUCCGCCAGCAGAUCCAGAGGAUAAAGGAGCUGGACCGGGAGAUCGAGCGGUACGAGGCCAAAGUGCACUUCGACCGCAUCAAGAGACACGGGGUGAACUAUGUGCAGGACACAUACAUGGUGGACUCCCCCUCGGAGGGUCCCGCUCCUUCGGACUGUAAGCGCAAAGCGGAGCGGCAGGACGCGCGGUGCACAGCGGAGGCGCUCGCGCAGUUCGAGGAGUACGCGCGCCGGUGCGAGGAGGUGGUGCGGCUGCAGGAGGAGCUGACGGAGCGCGAGGCGCUCGUGGAGAGUAUCACCGGGGAGAUCCAGGAGGAGCUCAACCAGCGGUGGAUGAAGCGGCGGCGGGAGGAGAGAGGAGCGGAGGCGGCGAAGGACACAGAGAGCGUCGCGGAGAUGUGCCUGGCCGCGUCUGCCGCUCCAGCUGUGGAACCAGAUGUGGAAAGUUUGUCUGAGAACGAGCUCUCGCUGGAGGAGGAGAGGAUCAAAACGCAGCUGGACACCAGUCUGUACAUCGGCCUGCGGCUGAAGACAGACCUGGACGCCAUCAGGGGGGACUUGGACCUGAGUCUGGCACUCUGGGAGACCAAGGAGAGCGAACUUCUGGACCUACUGGCCAAAGUUGAGACCAUGGAGAUAGAGCAGGUGAACAACAAACUGACUGAUGAUGGUAAGGCAGAGCUGGGUGCAGUGAGCGCUGAGGCUGAGCCGGCUUCAGCAGAGAAGAGCAGCGGCUGGGUGGAGCAGGCCAGAGGUCUGUCCAAGGCCUGCAGUACAAACGAUGAGGACUCAGACACGGGCCUGAGCUCUAUGCACAGCCAGGACUCUGACAACCCACCUGUGUGCGAGUCACUGGUAUAGACUCACUUUGUUUGGAAGCAUGUUGGACUUUUAUGCAAUUCAAAGCCACAAACUCAGGGGCAGAGAAUCAGUGUUGGCAAUACUGGGAGAUGUUCUUCCCUACCCAAAAUGCACCUCAGUACGGACACUGUAAUUCUAUAGCAAUAAUUCCUAUAUGUAGUUGCACAAUAAGCUAGGAGGGACAGCAUGCUUUGAGAGCUUUGAUAGGCCAUGCUGCUCCAUAGCUGACCUUUGACCUCCAUGAGGAGAGUCAACAAAGUACCACUUAUUAAGCGAGAUAGCCUAGAGGAGUAUUAUAAUAAGCCACUUAUAACCUGUAGUCUUCAAUGAGAAACUGUGUUUAAGGUAUACUUGAUCACAGGUUUACAAAGAGUUAAUAACAGCUUGCUUUUGUCAAGAUACAGUCUGACUUUUGCUGAAGCGACCGAAAGGUAAGGCUGCGUGUUGUUUCAUAGACAUUCUGUAGGUAGGCCUAAUGGCUAUAAACAGACAGGUUUCCUUUAAAAGGUCAUCAUCAAGUGUACCUUAAUGCACAGUGAAGUACAGUUAGGUCAGCUACAAACAUGCUCUUUCAAUCAAAGCAAUGCACGAUAAAGGCGGGAUCAGUUCAUUUCAGCCUCUUCAAAAUAACAUUGAAAAUGACUAUUCAGAACUACUUUACUAGUUUUUGAACAAAUGAAAACUGCAGACUUUGAGAACUGCAGUUGAAACACUGAUCCCUAUCCUGCCUGCUAAGCAGAGCAGAUCAGUUGAUAUUGUCCUCAGUAGAAACAGUGUCUGUCUUUAAAGCACAAAACGUCCUAUUUAUUUAACAAUAUGUUAGAGCUGGGUCAUCUACUACACUCUGUCCUGUACUGGUCAACUUUCAUAGGUUGGAUUUAACAUGAAACAUUUGAUUCCUAUUUUUUUUUGCAUCGCAGCUCUUUCACACAGCUAAUCAUUUUGCCAUUCAUCCGAUUUAUAUUUUAACCACCUUUGGAAAGAAACAAAUGCAUGUUGGGCACUUGUUUAAAGGGGUACUCCAGCAAUUUAAUAUUUCACUUCCAUAAAUGUGGGGGACUCAUAAGAGACAGAUUGAAAAAGAAUGGUCGAAAUUGAAGCAGCAGAGACAGAGAUAUCCUGAUUUUUAGUCGCUAGUAUGGUUCAAGCUUCAAAAACAUCAGAUCCUACAUUUCCCAUAAUGCAACUGGGAUCUUUAAUUAGACCUCCCUGUCUCCCAAAAUCCAAUGUCUUUCAAACCCCAGACCUCUAAUUUGUUACCCAUGGCUUUCUGUUAAAAAUAUUAAAUCUCAAGUCAGAGCUUUAGAUAAACAGUCGUGCAUAGCCAGACCUGUCUCCACACUGUGCCAGCGCUGGAUAAAGGUCUGGCUGAACCCAUUAUCAUUCUGGUAUAGGGGGAAAAACACUCUGGCUUGUUUGUAUUUCUUUAAACCAAUCACAGUCGUCUUGGGAGGUGCUAAGCACAGGAUGCAGUGACGGUGCCCUUGCAAAACAGUAACACGCAGAUAGCGGAAGGGGUGGAGAAUUCCAACUGAAAUUGUCGGCCAACGCGGUGGCUUGUUUCCCUGAAAAGCAUCUUACUCAACCUUAAUCAGUGUAAGCAGACAAGAAAAACCUCAUGUUUAUAUCAAGAUUCAAGUCAAGGAUUUAUUUCCUCUAUCAGAAGGACGGUGUUAUCAGAUGGUACAAGUUACUGUGUAACAAAAACUAACACACCAGGAAUACUAAUGAGUCUGUACAUUAGAUAUCUACAGUGCAGUAGACUAUGGUUCAGAUUCUGUGUUUCUUGUCUAAUUAACACAUUUAUACUAACCAGCUAUGGAAAGCCAGGGAUUCCAAAAACACGUGAAGGUCUUUACAGUGUUGCUAGGCCUGUACACUUCAGUCCAUCUGUGAGUACAAACACCUGUGAGAUUGGAUUUUAAGAUGCUUUUGGGAGAAACGACCCCAUUUCGCAAUCCCACAGUCCCUGCAUCUCUGAACACUGUGACAUUAAGGGGAACUAUUUUAAGCCUCAGUUCACUUUUUACAUCUUGGAAAUAGUUGCUGCAAAGCAGUAUUAGCUGUGCUUCCUGGCACGAUCUUCCAGGGACUGCACAGACAAUAAGCAACAGAAAAUAAAACUAAAGCUACCAGAAUACAUUAUUUUGAGAUCAUUCUUCAACUAAAUCACUCUGUAUUUUUGUCAGGCUGUUGUGAUGUCAAAUCUUACAUGGUUGACUAUGUCUAACUGUAAACUGGUGAGAAUCAAUAACCUUGUAAGACCUAGAAGAGACUGAUGAUACUGUUUUCUGUGGAGUUAGCUGUUAACUGUAUCCAAAUACCAAAAUGACCUGUGUGUAGCUAUGUUAUGUCGCUUGGUCAGGGACAGUUUGGGCUUCUCAGUCCAUGACAUUCAGUCUGCUUUGUCUAGAUAGAUAGCUCUAGAUCAACAACUCUGAGGCUACAGCAAGAGUACUCAGAUGCACUGUGGCUGCAUCGUAACGCCAGUCAGCACAUUAUUACACAUGACUGUUAGUGUUGAAAUAAACAGCAAAACCUA
Messenger RNA from Siniperca chuatsi (mandarin fish), 4466 nucleotides. It is a transcript of the gene rassf10a, whose product is annotated as Ras association domain family member 10a. The transcript has a single exon. Gene Ontology annotation, biological process: signal transduction. The record is from RefSeq and is a predicted model, not a curated record. Lineage: Eukaryota; Metazoa; Chordata; Actinopteri; Centrarchiformes; Sinipercidae. The coding region runs from base 485 to 1924 and encodes 479 amino acids.